AUGAGAUAUGUGGUGGUGGUUGUAGUGUUGUUUAUGAUCUCUUUGGUCGUCUUGGGAUCGAGCGAUGCACUUGCACCUACCGUUUCUUAUGAAUGGGUCGUCUCUUAUUCUCAACGUUCCAUUCUUGGAGCCAACAAGCAGAUCAUAGUGAUCAACGACAUGUUUCCUGGACCAAUCCUUAGUGCAACGGCAGGCGAUAUUGUGAACGUUAACAUUUUCAACCAUUUAACCGAACCCUUUCUCAUGACUUGGAAUGGAUUGCAAAUGCGGAAGAACUCGUGGCAAGACGGAGUUCUAGGAACAAACUGUCCCAUAUUACCGGGAACAAAUUGGACAUACCGUUUUCAGAUAAAGGAUCAAAUCGGAAGUUAUUUUUACUUCCCGUCGCUUCUGCUCCAAAAGGCGGCCGGGGGAUAUGGUUCCAUUAGAGUCUACAGUCCAGAACUUGUCCCGGUUCCAUUCCCUCGACCCGAUGGCGAAUUUGACAUCUUGAUCGGAGAUUGGUUCUAUACUGACCAUAGGGAUAUGAGAGCUGCACUUGACAAUGGUCUUAGUUUAGCAAACCCUGAUGGUAUUAUUAUUAAUGGACGUGGACCCGAAGAGGCAUUUUUUGCAUUUCAACCAGGUAAAACAUAUAGGCUUAGAAUAUCAAACGUGGGUCUUAAAUCAAGCUUAAACUUCAGGAUCCAAGACCAUGAUAUGCUUCUAGUUGAGACUGAAGGUUCUUAUGUUCAGAAACAUACCUAUUCCAACUUGGACAUCCACGUGGGCCAAUCAUAUUCCGUUCUCGUCACUGCCAAAACCGACCCGAUUGGAAUUUACCGGUCCUAUUACAUUUUCGCCUCGACCCGGUUUACUAAUUUCUACAUGUCUGGUUUAGCUUUAAUUCGGUAUCCUAACUCCCCUAUUGACCCGGUCGGACCAGUUCCAUCCGCACCUGGAUCGUGGGAUUACGCCUCGUCGGUUCGACAAGCCCUUUCCAUUAGAGAGGACUUAGCCGUUGGAGCGGCAAGACCAAACCCACAAGGCUCGUACCAUUACGGACGCGUAAUCGUAAACAGAACGUUAAUCUUCCAAAACGACGUAAUGCUAUCAUCAAACAAACUCCGUUACACAAUUAACGGCGUUUCGUUCGUCUUCCCCGAAACGCCGUUAAAACUCGUCGAUCAUUUCCAGCUAAACAACACGAUCAUCCCAAACAUGUUCCCGGUUUAUCCUUCCAAUAAACUGGCGAGUCUCGGUACUUCGGUCGUCGAUAUUCGGUACAAAGAUUUCGUCCACAUUGUUUUUGAAAAUCCUAUAUAUGAUAUGCAAAGUUGGCACAUCGACGGUUACAAUUUCUUCGUCGUCGGAAUGGGAUUUGGAGCUUGGUCCGAGAGCAAAGGAGCUGGAUAUAACUUAGUGGAUGCUGUUUCUCGUUCAACAAUUCAGGUUUAUCCAUAUUCGUGGGUAGCGAUUCUGAUAGCAAUGGAUAAUCAAGGAAUGUGGAACGUGAGAUCACAAAAAGCAGAACAAUGGUAUCUUGGUCAAGAGCUUUACUUGAGAGUUAAAGGAGAAGGACAAGAAGAUCCUAGGAAUAUUCCGGUUAGAGAUGAAUCUCCGAUACCGGAUAAUUUCUUACGUUGCGGCAGAGUUACGUAA
Molecule: messenger RNA, 1641 nt
Organism: Arabis nemorensis
Lineage: Eukaryota; Viridiplantae; Streptophyta; Magnoliopsida; Brassicales; Brassicaceae
Source: the annotation of a GenBank genome assembly